This is a messenger RNA of Recurvomyces mirabilis, 2343 nucleotides long. RefSeq names its product Nucleolar Complex 2 protein (gene NOC2). Gene Ontology annotation, biological process: ribosomal large subunit biogenesis. The record is from RefSeq and is a predicted model, not a curated record. Gene Ontology annotation, cellular component: Noc1p-Noc2p complex; Noc2p-Noc3p complex; nucleolus. NCBI's taxonomy places the organism in Eukaryota, Fungi, Ascomycota, Dothideomycetes, Mycosphaerellales, Teratosphaeriaceae. The coding region runs from base 1 to 2343 and encodes 780 amino acids. The transcript is spliced from 2 exons.
AUGGCGCAAAGCAAAGCGACCAAGAAGUUCGAGAAGCACCACUUGAAAGACACAUUGGAGCGACGGAAAGGACAGAAGAAGAUUAAGCAAAAGGUUCAGCUCAAGGCGAAGCAGAAGGCCAGAAGGGUGGAGGAGAAUGGUGGGAAGGAUGCUGAAACUCCUGCCACUGCUGCCGCGUCUGCGAAUACGAACGGCAAUGGUAGGGUGGCGAAGAAUGCGUUUCAGGAUAUGAGCGUGGAUGAUUUCUUCCAGGGAGGGUUUGAGGUGCCGGAGUUGCCUGCCAAGCAGAAGGGUGGGAAGAGGAAGAGGGCGGAUGCUGACGAGGAGGAGAAUGUGUCCGAGUCGGAGGGAUCGUUGGUCGAGGAGCCGGUCACAGCAGGUGCGGGUGAAGGUGACUUGGACUCGGAUGAGGACGACAUAGACCACAAGGCGCAGCUUGACGCUCUGGCCGAGAAUGAUCCUGAGUUCCAUAAGUAUUUACAGGACAACGAGCCAGAACUCCUUGGUGGCGAGAUGGCAGAGAUUGGUGACAUCAGCGAUGAUGAGGGCGGGCCUAAGAAGAAAAAGCAGAAGAAGGGUCAAGCUGCUGAGGAUGAUUCCGACGACGAGAUGACCGGAGCAGGCAAGAACGAGCUGGACAUGGCUACUGUCAAGCGAUGGAGUACUGCCAUGUCCGAACAACACUCCCUCCGCGCAGCUAAAGAGGUCGUCCUCGCAUUCCGCGCCGCUGCACACGUUUCGGAGGACGACGAUAAGAAGGAAUUCAAGUACUCUAUCUCCUCGCCGGAAGUCUACCACCACCUCCUCACUACAGCACUCAAGCAUAUUCCGACAGUGUUCAACCACCACCUACCCGUACAAGAGAACCAGAAGACCGGCAAACUGCACGUCUCGACCGAAAGCAAGAAAUUCAAGACCCUCGUCUUUUUGCUGAGGAGCCAGGUCACGAGUAUAAUCCACCUCCUAGACAACCUCUCCGAUGCCUCAACUCUACGACUCACGCUCUCGUCCACUCUACCACUACUACCUUACCUUCUCUCAUUCAAGAAACUCAUCCGAGACACCGCUCGCGCCACUGCCACAGUCUGGUCCUCGCACUCCGUUCCCGAAACCACUCGUAUCGCCGCUUUCCUCGUCCUUCGCCGCCUCAUCGUCAUCGGAGACGCCGGGAUCCGCGAGAAUGUCUUGAAAGCAGCUUAUCAGGCCCUAGUGAAGGGGGCAAGGAACACGACUGUUCAUACUCUACCUGGAGUGAACUUGAUGAAGAACUCUGGGGCUGAGCUGUGGGGCCUCUGUCCGCCGGGCGAUGGCGUAGCGUACACCACUGCGUUCUCGUUCAUCCGACAACUGGCCGUGCAUUUGAGGACGAGUAUCACUAACAACUCGAACGAGAGUUACAAGGUCAUUUAUAACUGGCAGUACAUUCACAGCCUGGACUUUUGGUCCCGAGUCCUGAGCUCGCAUGCCGUCGAGGCCGCAUCACCGCUUCGUCCGCUCAUCUACCCUCUCGUGCAGGUUACGCUCGGGGCGCUGAGGCUGAUACCCACUGCUACGUACUUUCCGCUCCGAUUCCAUCUUAUUCGCUCGCUACUGAGGAUCUCGACGACGACGGGGACGUAUAUCCCGCUUGCACCCGCUUUGUAUGAAGUCCUGGCAAGCGCGGAGAUGAGGAAGGCGCCGAAGAGUGCUACCCUCAAGCCUUUGGACUUUGCUACUGUGAUUAGAGCGCCCAAGACUUAUCUUCGUACGAGGAUAUAUCAGGAUGGGGUGGGUGAGCAGGUCGUGGAGUUGAUGGGCGAGUUCUUCGCGUGUUGGGGGAAGAACAUCGCGUUCCCUGAACUCGUCUUACCGGUGCUCAUCCUCCUGAGAAGAUGGCUUAAGGAUGCUGGGUCGAGGGUGCCGGGAAAAGGGAACAAGAAUCAGAAAGUCAAUACAGCUCUCACCCUCCUCGUGCAGAAGCUUGAAGCCAACGCUCGGUUUAUUGAGGAAAAGCGGGCGAAAGUGGAGUUCUCGCCUUCGGAUCGCAGGGGUGUGGAAGCUUUCCUGCGAGAUUUCGAGGUCAAGAAGACACCGUUGGGGGCGACGCGGGAGGAGAAGGCAAAGUUAGUCGAGCAGGGACGGGUGGAGGAGGAGAGGAGGCGGGAGAAGGAAAGUAAGAAGGAGGCGCAGAGUAAGCUGAAGGAGGUUGAGGAUGAUGAGGAGAGCGAGGAGGAGGAUGAGAGUGGCGCUGAUGGGCAAGGCGGUGUGGAUGUUAAGGAGGACGAUGAUAGUGAGGUUGAUGGCGGUGAGCUUGUUGUUGAUGAUGUUGCGGACGAGGAUGUAGAGCAUGAGGAUAGCGAGUAG